Messenger RNA from Effrenium voratum, 1166 nucleotides. Lineage: Eukaryota; Dinophyceae; Suessiales; Symbiodiniaceae. The record is from the annotation of a GenBank genome assembly.
UUUUGAGGGGUUCUGACAUCUGCCAAACUUUGCGUUGCUCAUGUCGCUCUGGGCUCCUCCGCUGGCGCCGCUCUGGCGCCACUCCCCGCCCGCGCCGCGCGCGCUGAGAGCGCCGCGCGCGCUGAGAGCGCCGCGCGCGCUGAGAGCGCGGAAGGUCCGCCGAGAGCCCCAGACCGAGACCCCCGCAUAUUAUUUGCUGUGGUCCCCGGGCAUGUGCAGGAGGACAGCGCUCUGCUUUUUGGGCGCUCUGGCAUUUCGGCUCAGCGGCUUCUCCGCCUUGCUGCAUCUGCCCAUGGUGAAGGCGGCCAGGCAUCUCUACCACGCGGUUUUGGCGUUGCUGGGCAGCGCCUGCUGCGCACUGCAGCUGCUAUUGAAUGCGCUGGGUGCGGGCUGCGGGGGGUUCAACAAGCACCUGGGUCCCAUGCGCCCGCUCUUCCUGGGCCUCCUGUUGGCCUCCAUGACGACCCGGCCCAAGCCCUUCCAGGUGCUGCUCCAGCUGUCCAUCGCCUUCCUCCCGGAGAUGGUCCAGCUGCGGAACCUCACAGUCCACCGCAAAACCCGGAAGCUGAAACCGACGCUGGAGGUGGAGCUGGUGCUACCCACCAUGGGCUGCGUCGCCUGCAUCAACCAGGUGAACCGCACACUGCGGCAGCUGCCGGCAGUGGUGUCGUCUGAGGCGUGGCUGGACGUGGGCGGUGGCCGCGCCAAGGUGCGCUGCGACGCUGACAAGGCCGGGGGCGCGGCCAAGGCCACGCAGCGCAUGCGUGAGGCCAUGAGUAAGGCUGGGUUCGAGGAGUGCACGGUGGAGUCCGUCCGCGAGAAGCACUGAGCGAGCGGCGAAUGUCCGCGUGUUCCGAAUGCUUGGGCAGCCCAGAAAGGACAUAUCCGCAACCGUAUUGCGUGCCAGGACUCGUGCGGUGACGGGCGAGAAUCCCCAAGAGGAGGAAGGAGAAGUAAAACAAGGAGGGGAACGAUAAGAAGAUAGAUAUGCCCUGCCUGCCUCACUGUUUCAGCUCGCGAGUUGUUUGUUUAGGAGACGGGUGGCGUCAUCUACAAUUUUCACGGACCGAUGGCAGGCCAUUGUCCUCGCCCAUCACAUUCGUGUUCGAAACCUGGCGAGCACAGGUACAGGGCAAGUGUACCAGGGUGGUCCUUGUGCCGCCGAG